Molecule: messenger RNA, 1683 nt
Organism: Eublepharis macularius
Lineage: Eukaryota; Metazoa; Chordata; Lepidosauria; Squamata; Eublepharidae
Product: collagen alpha-6(VI) chain-like
Exons: 6
Coding region: 1-1683 (560 amino acids)
Molecular function (GO): serine-type endopeptidase inhibitor activity
Source: RefSeq, a predicted model, not a curated record
AUGUCUCAGAAUGUCACCCAAGGAUCCUUUCAAAGGAUGAAAGAUAUCGUGGCCUCUUUGCUGGCAAAUAUGACCAUCAGCAGAAGCAACUGCCCAACUGGGGCUCGUGUGUCUGUACUAUCCUACAACACUCAUACAAAGCAUCUCAUCCGGUUCUCUGAAUUCCAGCGGGAUGACCUUCUCAUGGAGGCAGUUGAGAAAAUACCACUGGAGAGGUCCUCAGGCAGACGGAAUAUUGGGGCAGCCAUGAGGUUUGUUGCCAGGAAUGUCUUUAAACGACAUCGGCAUGGUGCCCUCAUGAGGAAAGUUGCAAUAUUUUUUACUGCCGGCCCAUCGCAAGAUACCACCUCCAUCAACACAGCCGUGUUGGAAUUCAGUGCGCUAGAUAUAACACCUGUGGUCAUUGCUCUCAGUGAAGUGCCUAACGUAAGACAGGCUUUUUCGGUAGAUGACACUGGUAGAUUUCAGUUACAUGUAUUGGAUUCUGAGGAGGAUGAUAAUUUGGGCAGCAUCUCGAAUUGCGCACUCUGCUUUGAUAAGUGUAAUCCAGAUCCAAAAUGUAAGGAGGUGGUUCCUCCUCCUAUUAUAAUAGAUAUGGACAUAGCUUACAUCAUAGACAGCUCUCGUAAUGUUGGAAGUGAGGAGUUUGAGACAAUGAAGGAAUUUGUGAGCAACAUGGUGGAUUAUUUUGUUAUCGCCCCCGAACCUAUGACACGGGAUGGAGGUGCAAGGGUAGCUUUGGUGCAGCAGGCUCCAUGGAACUUCACAGUCAACGAAAAAGCAAGCUCAGUGCAUGAAGAGUUUGAUUUCGUUCAAUACAACAAUAAAAAUCUGAUGAAAAGGCACAUUCUCAAAUCUGUUCACCAGCUAGAAGGCCCGUUGGCAAUUGGUCAUGCUAUAGAAUGGACAAUUAAUAAUAUAUUUUUGGAAGCCCCCAGUCCAAGAAAACACAGAGUCAUAUUUACAAUAUUGGGAAGUAAGACAAGUUCCUGGGACAGAGAGACACUUGGUAAAAUGUCACUAGAAGCUAAAUGCCAAGGAUUCACAAUGUUCACAUUAGCACUUGGAAGUGAAGUUGAUGAUACAGAGACGACAGAACUCUCCAGUGACCCAGUGGAACAACAUCUCUUGCAGCUGGGUAGGACUGGUCAACUUGAACUGCCCUAUGCUCUGCAGUUUAGUCGGACUUUCUUAAAUCUUUUAAAACGGCAAAUGAAUCCUUACCCUCCUCCAUACCUACAGGAAGAAUGUGAAAGCCUGGAUCGAGGUGAUACUCAGCAGCUAAUAGCUAGGACGGACAGAAUUCAUUUCCCUGAAUUGGAUUACAGUGACAUUUUGCAAACAAUAGAGCUACCCAAUCUCAAUGGGCAACAAAAAGUUACAGAAACAACCCAAGGACCUGUAGGGUACACAGAAGAAGUUGAGUAUGAUUAUGGGCAUAAUGAGUAUUUCGCAGAGACCAAUGCUCAUGCUGGCAAGGAAACCUGGAAUGAAGAACAUUCUGAGCAAGAUGUGUGCUUUGUGGAUAUGGACAGCGGUGAAUGUGAAGAUUACAGUCUCAAGUGGUAUUAUCACAUAGAACGAGACAUGUGCUUCCAGUUCUGGUAUGGCGGCUGUGGAGGAAAUAAAAAUAGAUUUGAAACUCAAGAAGAAUGUGAAUUUUUUUGCAGGAAAUCAGCCUAG